AUGUCGGUCAUCAUUCCCUUGAAGGAUGUUCUAACUCCUGUGGUUGCGGAGCAGUCGGACAAGUCUCAGGCCCAACGGAUUGUCUCGACUUCGUUUGACCAUAUUGAUGAGCCCUCCGAGCCAACAGCUCAGCACCAUAAUACAAGCGCAAUGGAUGGGGUGUCUAUCCCCAAAAAGCCUGAACGAAAUGACCUUGUGCUACCCAUUGGCUCGUGUGACCAUCCACUCUUUCCUCCCCUUCCAUCUUACGGCGCUCCGAAUCUCGCUCGCAAUUUACGAAACUAUGUCGCGAGGGCGGUCUCAUUCCUGCUCUCCCUCAUCUUUUUAACCGCUAUAUUUUUGGGAGCAUUGAUAUCCACAGCUCGAAUGACAUUUCAGGGUGUUAUCGCACGACUGAAACGAGACCACGCCGGUUCGAAACGGGUUUUCCAUGCAGAGGAGCGAAUUCGAAAAACAAAACGAGUGGCAUCGGAGCGGAAGUGGCAUAUUCGGCGACAAAAAAAGCAUGUUGACGAAGAGCAAGGUCCCGAUGAAUGUCCCCCCUUGGAAGGCGGCAAGGACAUGAUCCUUUGCGACGUCGCCUACUAUGCCAGACGCGUCGGUCUCGACGUGGAAACAUUUCGUGUACAAACCGAGGAUGGCUUCAUCAUCACUUUAUGGCACGUGUACAAUCCUCAGGAAUACACAGCUCUAUCUCCGGAGCAGAGGCGUGAGCGAGGUCCCACUGUCUUUGGUACACCGAAGCAAGGGGUUUUAUCUGGGGCUGGAUCUCGCCGCCGAUACCCCGUUCUGUUAGUUCAUGGUCUUCUUCAAAGUGCUGGUGCGUAUUGCACCAACGACGAUGACAGUCUUGCAUUUUUUCUAUGCAAAUCCGGGUACGAUGUCUGGCUGGGCAACAAUCGCUGCGGCUUGAAUCCAGAACACACGACUCUUUCGACCUCUGACCCCCGUAUGUGGUCAUGGGAUAUUCGUCAUCUUGGAACUCUUGACUUAACAGCGCUAACCUCGCGUGUUCUCUAUGAAACCGGGUUCAGCAAGUUAGGCUUGGUGUGCCAUUCCCAAGGCACCACCGAAACCUUCAUAGCAUUGGCCAAAGAGCACCGCGCAGAACUUGGCGAGCGCAUCUCAGUAUUUUGUGCGCUUGCUCCUGCUGCCUAUGCUGGCCCACUCGUUCGCAAGUCCUACUUUCGGUUCAUGGGUAUCCUAUCACCUGAGUUAUUUCGCAUUGUUUUUGGGAUCCAUGCUUUUAUUCCCUUCAUGAUGACAGUCCGUCGAAUUUGCCCUCCCAAAAUAUAUGGAACUCUUGCCUACUGGGUGUUUUCAUCUCUCUUCGGGUGGACCGACGCGCGCUGGGAACGCGAUCUCCGUCAUCGUAUGUUUCAGUUCGCCCCUGUAUACGUCAGUGCGGAAUCCAUGCGUUGGUGGCUAGGCAGUGAGAGCUUUGCGAAACACGGGUGCAUCCUGUCCCCUUCAGAUGAAUCAACAUCGAACCCAAGCCAAUAUUACCCUACGUCAACUGGGAUGGAAUAUGGUGAUGAUCCCCGAGAUCCAUGCCUCGGUUCACAGAGAGAGUGUGCUUGGUUCGGCCCCCAGACGCCCCCGUUUGCUUUGUGGAUCGGUGGCUCUGAUGCCCUCGUUGACGGCCGACGACUUCUGCGUCGCUUUCAAGAUGGGCUUGAACCCCAUGUACGAGUUGUUCACUCAAAAGUGAUCGACGAGUAUGAACACCUCGAUCUUUUGUGGGCUAUGGACGCCAUUGAGCAAGUGGGCAAAGAAGUUCGACAGGUGCUUUGGGCGACCAUGCCUCAAGAUGCUCGUGGCACAUGUCGCAUUCCGAGUGGGGUCCAUUCAGGCCAGCUCGAUGAUUAG
Penicillium longicatenatum is the source of this 1869-nucleotide messenger RNA. RefSeq names its product putative ab-hydrolase associated lipase. Lineage: Eukaryota; Fungi; Ascomycota; Eurotiomycetes; Eurotiales; Aspergillaceae. Gene Ontology annotation, biological process: lipid metabolic process. Bases 1 to 1869 code for a protein of 622 amino acids. The record is from RefSeq and is a predicted model, not a curated record. The transcript has a single exon.